Mytilus trossulus (common blue mussel) is the source of this 1199-nucleotide messenger RNA. RefSeq lists its product as uncharacterized. NCBI's taxonomy places the organism in Eukaryota, Metazoa, Mollusca, Bivalvia, Mytilida, Mytilidae. The record is from RefSeq and is a predicted model, not a curated record. The transcript has 3 exons. Bases 17 to 1030 code for a protein of 337 amino acids.
UGUAAACACUUACUACAUGGAUAGGACACGUGUUUUGUCAGAGCUUGAAAGCCAAGGCUACAGUAUUGUCACCGACGUACUAACUCACGAGGAAUGUAACCAGUAUAUAAACCAAUACAAGGAAUGGCUCAGUAGAUUCGGCGAUGAACGGCCUUAUCAGGAGGAAUCGCUAACUCAUCAGUUCAGGGUAGCACAUGCUGACCCUACAUGGAAUGUCAGGCUCAAGUCAAAACCAGUGUUUGAGUCUAUUUGGCAAACAGAGAAUUUGUUGAGUAGUAUGGACGGGGUAGCGAUUGCGGAGCCACCAGAACUAGGACGAUCGUCUUUUUGCAAUCCUGACUUCUUUUGGUUACACACUGAUCAAGGCUCUUGGAGAGAUGGAUUGCAUGCAUAUCAAGGAGCCGUCUAUCUUGAAGAAACAUCAGAAACAGAUUUCUGCUUUAGAGUGUUGGAAAAUUCAGUUCAGUUUCACAAAGAAUUUUAUGAACACUUUCCUUCUGCGAAAAAAAAAUCUGCAGGCGAAGAUUUUUAUAUUCUUUCAAAAGAAGAAAUCGAUUGGUUUAUAUCUAAAGGAUGUGAAAUGAAAAAAGUUCCGGUACCAAAGGGGGGAAUGGUAUUAUGGGAUUCUAGAACAAUACACGAUAAUAUAGCCCCAACGAGAGGUCGGCCAAACUCUGACAGAUGGCGGUUCGUUGUAUUAGUGUGCAUGGUUCCAGCAAUAUGGAGUACACCAAAGGACGUUGAGUUAAAAACAGAAGCUUACAAUGAAAUGGCAGCGACAGCACAUUGGCCGGCACAAGGAGUAUGGCUUUUUCAGAAAACAUCCGAAAGAAAUAAAACAAAUCAGUUUACUCAUCUAGAAAUGAUUCAAGAACAACCAGGUGUCGCCAAAGGCAAAGAUGUUUUAAGGUUAGUUGGUAUGGAAAAGUAUGAUACUGAGGAAAAUAACGAAGUUAUAUCAAAGAGACCAAAAUGGAACAUUUUGUUUGAUUCCGAUGAAUGGAGGAACAGAAGGACACACCAAAAUUAAAAUCAAACAGACCAAGGUGGAAGAAACAUCAAUUUCAAGUCAUUUACUACAAUACAGACUCUUGAUACUUAAGGCAGAUACCUCUUGUAGGUUUCUAACAUUUUGAAUAUAUUGUUGACAUCAGUAACUAUAAUAUCUUUAAAUUAAAGACAUGAACUAUAAUGUUAAA